AUGGUCAUCAAGUUGAGUCCAAUGGUCACUAGGUUAGAUCAGAAGGUCACUAGGUCAGACCAAGAAGUUACUUGUUUGAGCUUAGUCAUUGUUUCCUUGGAAAUUCAGGGAGGGCUGCUCUCUGGCGCGGAGAGGGUUUAUUCUGGUCUACCUCUAGGUCCUUUCAUGGAGGACUGCUCUCUGGCGAGAGUAGCUGUUAUGCAGCUCGCACAUGAGUUUUUCUGCACCUUCAUAUAUGAUUUGAGUUUCCUUGUUGAUGUGCUUUCAUAA
This is a messenger RNA of Prunus armeniaca (apricot), 270 nucleotides long. NCBI's taxonomy places the organism in Eukaryota, Viridiplantae, Streptophyta, Magnoliopsida, Rosales, Rosaceae. The record is from the annotation of a GenBank genome assembly.